UAGCUCAUAAUAUAAUCAAUUCCCUUGCCCAACCAUCGCACCUGCAAACCAAACAGGAGAAGAUGGUGAAGAAAAAGAAGAACGUAAACGUGUCUGGUAAGCCAAAGCAUUCACUUGAUACAAAUCGUAGCAAUGGAAGUAAUACGUCAAUACGUACCGCCGCCACUGUUCGGCGGCUAAACAUGUACAAGAAUAAACCAGUGCGUGACUAUAAGGGCAAAAUAUUGAAGCAUGAUUUGCAAUCUAAGGACUUACCUAAUACUCGUAUCCAGCCUGACCGCCGUUGGUCCAUACCUACGAGGGUUGUAAUUCAGAAGGACCUUGAAUUUUUCCGCGAAGAGCUUCAAAAGCGCAUGUCAAAAGGCUAUCAUGUUAUCUUGAAGGAGAGAAAACUUCCGUUGUCGCUUUUAAAUGAUCAUCAGAAGCAAGCCAGGGUACAUCUUCUUGAUACAGAGCCCUUUCAGGAUGCGUUUGGACCUAACCGAAAGAGGAAACGGCCAAAGCUCUUGGCAGUUGAUUACGAGUCUUUACUCAACAAAGCUGAUGAUUCUCAGGAUGCUUUUGAGAUGAAGCAUGAUACUAAUGCCCCUGAAGAAAUAAGUGAAGAAAAUGGGUUUAGGGACCUGGUUCGGCAUACAAUGUUUGAAAAGGGCCAAAGUAAGCGUAUAUGGGGUGAACUCUACAAAGUUAUCGACUCAUCAAACGUUGUUGUCCAGGUCUUAGAUGCCAGGGAUCCCCAAGGCACUAGAUGCUAUCACUUAGAGAAGCAUUUAAAAGAACAUUGCAAGCAUAAACACAUGAUUCUUCUGUUAAACAAGUGUGAUCUUGUUCCAGCUUGGGCAACAAAGGGCUGGUUAAGGAUAUUAUGCAAGGAAUAUCCAGCUCUAGCAUUCCAUGCAAGUAUCAGCAAGUCUUUUGGCAAGGGUUCCCUUCUAUCUGUACUGAGACAAUUUGCCCGCUUAAAAAGUGACAAGCAAGCAAUAUCUGUUGGAUUUGUUGGGUAUCCCAAUGUUGGAAAGUCAUCAGUUAUCAAUACAUUGCGCACUAAGAAUGUUUGUAAGGUUGCUCCUAUCCCAGGGGAGACUAAGGUCUGGCAGUAUAUAACAUUAACAAAACGAAUUUUCUUGAUCGACUGCCCUGGAGUUGUUUAUCAGAACAGAGAUACUGAAACAGAUAUUGUAUUGAAGGGAGUGGUUCGUGUGACUAACUUGCAUGAUGCUGCUGAACACGUAGGAGAAGUCCUGAAACGUGUCAAGAAGGAGCACCUUCAAAGAGCAUAUAAAAUAAAAGAGUGGGAUGAUGACGAUGACUUUCUGGUUCAGCUGUGCAAAUCAACAGGCAAGCUUUUGAAGGGUGGUGAACCUGACUAUAUGACAGCAGCAAAGAUGGUCCUCCAUGAUUGGCAGCGUGGUAAGAUACCUUUUUUUGUUCCUCCGCCACGGCAAGAUGAUGACACCAUAGAGGAACCUAAUACUUCUGGUAUGGAUGAGGAGGCUUCUGAGGAGAGUAAUCAAACAUCUGCAGCUUUAGAUGCCACUGCAGGUGUCAUGGCAUCCCAACAACCUAGAAGCCUCCCUGUCCAAAGGGAUCUUCUUGCCGAUAAUGAGUUGCAGGGUGAUGGAGCCGACCAGCUUCUGACCACAGAAAAUGAGUCGCCCUCUGGGAUGGAGAAUUGAGGUUCCAUCUUGAAUCGAAGAGAAGUUUCAAGCAACUGAAGUCGCAGUUGAUAUCUACCUUUUUCUUAUGCAGCCAUAUUCUACAGAGAGAAAAGUAUGAGAAAAUUUUGAUAUCGUUGCUAAGCUAAGAACAUAUAUGAUUUUGUUCUUUCUUUAAUUAUUUACUCCUUUUCAUUGAAAAAUCACUUCAAUAAUUUCACA
This is a messenger RNA of Ricinus communis (castor bean), 1877 nucleotides long. Its product is annotated as nuclear/nucleolar GTPase 2. The transcript is spliced from 11 exons. Gene Ontology annotation, molecular function: GTP binding. The record is from RefSeq and is a predicted model, not a curated record. Gene Ontology annotation, cellular component: nucleolus. The coding region runs from base 63 to 1676 and encodes 537 amino acids. NCBI's taxonomy places the organism in Eukaryota, Viridiplantae, Streptophyta, Magnoliopsida, Malpighiales, Euphorbiaceae.